AUGGGCUACUACUUCGGGAUUUGUGGCAUGGGUGGGUUGGGUAAGACCACCUUAGCUGAAGUCGUGUUCGAACAAUUUCGUCACCAGUUUGAUGGUCAUUGUUUUCUUCGAAAUGUUAAAGAGGUAGUCAAAAAACAUGGAUCGACUUAUUUGGCAAAAGAAUUUUUUGGAAGACUACUAUCCAAUAAGGGAAAAUAUAUAGACUUGGAAGAUUUGGAUAUUGAAAAGGAAAGACUAUAUCAUAAAAAGUUACUCAUUGUUCUUGACGAUAUAGAGAAUAUAAGUGAACAUGAUUCUUUACUUAGAGAUAGUCGUGUUUGGUUGAAUUCUGAAAGUAAAGUUAUCAUAACAAGUAGAAAUCUACAAGUGCUUCGGAAUAUUAUUGGAGAUGACGAAAAGUUGAUAUACAACCUAAAGCUACUCGAUGAAGAUGAAGCCCUUGAACUCUUCUAUUUGCAUGCCUUGAAAAAGAACAAAAUUGCUCGAGAAAGUUAUACAGAAAUUUCAAAAGAGUUAGUGAAUUAUGCUCAAGGCCUUCCUCUUGCUCUUAUAGUUUUAGGUCGUCAUCUAUAUUCAAAGAGAGAAGAAGUGUGGCAGAGCUUGUUGAUGAAGCUGAAAGUUGAACCAGAUGAAAGUAUUCUACAAGUGCUAAAGAUGAGUUUCGAUGGAUUGGAUGUUAAGGAGAAGAACAUAUUUCUUGAUAUAGCAUGUUUUUUUCGAGGUGAGAAAAAAUAUUAUGUGAAGGAAAUUUUGGAUGAUUGUGGUUGUUUUGACAUUGUCAUUGAAGUUCUUGUUGAUAAGUGUUUGAUAACUAUAUGUGAGGGUAGACUUCAAAUGCAUGAUUUGUUGAAAGAAAUGGGUUGGUCAAUUGCUCGUGGAUUGAAUAAUAGGCUAUGGAUUGCCAAAGAUAUUUGCCAUGUCUUAAGAAGUAACUCGGCUACUGCAACAAUUGAAGGAAUGUUCCAUGUUGAUGAUAACUAUUAUUUUGGUCGAGAUGAGAGAAGUGAAAAAUUAUUAUUCAGUGUUCGUGGUGGCCAUAGAUGUCGAUGCAGCAGGGACGAACUACAAACAUUCAUAAACUUGGACCCUUUUGUCUUUUCAAAGAUGAGAUUUCUAAGAUUUCUUAAACUUUCAACAAGAUAUUCGUGCAUUCGGUUACAAUUUCCUCAUGGUCUUCAUGGCUCUUUCACUGAUGAGCUUAGAUAUCUGGAGUGGUAUCACUAUCCAUUGGACUCUUUAGGGUCAACUUUCACACCAUGUAAGCUUAUUCAUCUUGAUAUGAGCUAUAGCCAACUUGAGAAACUAUGGAAUGCAUCCCAGGGCCAGAAUGUUAAACCAUUAAAAUAUGUCAUUCUUUCUCACUCCAAGAAGCUGACUUGUCUCCCAGAUCUCUCUCAAGCAAAUCUUCAAUUGCUACGCUUACAUGGUUGUACAAGUUUAGUUGAGCUUCCUCCGAUAAGAUUUCACAAUGCUCAUGACAUUAUUAAUGCAGAAAACGAAUCAGAAGUAAUGUACAAAUAUAACAAUUUAAUGCUACAACUUAUAAACUAUGAAGCUCAUGAUGAUAAACCCUUCACUAAACGCCCAGAACCUGGAGAAUCGAUGGCAAGUUUAGAUAGCUACAUGAAGAUAGAGCCAUCUUUAUUGUGUUAUCUGUGGACAGAUGGGGCCUAUAGUUGCUUGCUUGAUCUCAAAGGGUGUCACAAUCUCACAACUCUUUCACAGAUGUCAGGUAACAUAAAAUUCUUAUGUCUGCGCUCCACAGCAAUACAAGAACUGGACUCUUCAAUUUGCUCUCUCAAUAAUCUUCUUGUCCUAGAUCUCUACAAUUGUAAACUUCUUAGGAAUCUUCCCAACAAUCUUUGUGAUUUGGAGUCUUUGGAAUACCUAGAUUUGUAUGGAUGCAUACUGAUUGACAAGUUUCUAGAGCUUCCAAAGAGUAUAAAAGGAUUAGAUUUAAGUAAAACCUCAAUACAACAAGUCAAUCCUUCGUCCUUUGAGUGCCUGCCUUCUCUCAACAUCUUGUACAUGAAUCAAUGCCAGAAGCUUGAAAGCUUGCCAAUCACCACUUGUAAGUUGGAAUCUCUCACGAAAUUAUUCCUCGAAAAUUGCUUUCGAUUGAAGAGUUUUCCAGAAAUCUUGGAGCCCAUGGAGAAGCUAAAGGAACUUUAUUUGAUGGGAACUAGGGUUGAGGAGCUACCAUCAUCAAUAGAGAAACUAUCUAUGCUUGAAAAGUUGUGCUUGGACUACUGCAAGAGUCUCAAGUUUAUUCCAACCACCAUUUGUAAGUUGAAGUCUCUUAUUAUACUAUCUUUCAUAGAAUGCUGGCAAUUGGAAUGCUUACCAGAGAUCUUGGAGCCUAUGGAAAAUCUAAAGGAACUUGUUUUUGAAAAAGCAUGGAUUGAAGAGAUACCAUCAUCAAUAGAGAAACUAAUUCUGCUUGAAAAGUUGUACUUGAUCAACUGUAAACAUCUCAAGCUUAUUACAACCAACAUUUGUAAGUUGAAGUCUCUUAAAGUACUUUCUUUGUAUAAUUGCUCACGAUUGAAAUACUUUCCAGAAAUUUUGGAGCCUAUGGAGAAUCUAAAACAGCUCUAUUUAAGUGGAACAUGGAUUGAAGCGCUACCCUCAUCAAUUGAACGUCUAGUUAUGCUAAAGAUAAUAGAUUUAGCUAGAUGUGAAAAUCUUAAGUCUAUUCCAACCAACAUCUACAAUAUGCCUAAAAUUUCCAAAAUCGACAUUUCUAAGUAUCCAAAAGUCAAGACCUUGUCUUAUUAUGGUUUGCCCUCAUUGACAGUCCUAGGUCCAAGUGAUACCACUGCUGGUCAAUCAUAUUUUUACAAUAGUCAAACACUUCAACAAUCCAAGUGCAGAAGUUCUUGUUCUAUCACCACAAAUCUAAAAGUUUUCUUCAGAUUACAUUCUGAUGAUGGGCUCAAGUAUGGUAUUCAUUUCACUUGUUGUGAGUGCUUUCUAUUUUACACGGUGCAUAAUGUUUUGGCGAGCCAAUAUUUUGAGGAUAAUAUUUUCCAAAAGUAUUACAAUGACUUUCAUUUUAAGGAUUUAAAUCGUCCUGGAGCGAGUUUUUCCUAUUCUGGAAAUGCAAUUCCUCUUUGGUUUACUAAUCAAUCUGUGGGUUCUUCCAUAGAAGUAAACUUGGUUCCCUCUUCAGAUAAUUAUUUCAGCUUCUUGGGCUUUGCUUUAUGCAUUGUUGUUGAUUUUGAUCCGAGCACUUCAAAUCCUGGUGUGGAGGACUUAAGUUGUGAAUACAUUUUUAAAAUGAGUGAUGGUCAAAGUUCUAAGCUCUGCUCCACUCUACCAAGACAAAAAGCUACUUCUGAUUCUGAUGGAGAUUCUAAUGUAGACAACAAUGACAUUUUAGACUGGUCAUCGGGCAAUGUGUUCAUAUAG
Molecule: messenger RNA, 3411 nt
Organism: Humulus lupulus (European hop)
Lineage: Eukaryota; Viridiplantae; Streptophyta; Magnoliopsida; Rosales; Cannabaceae
Product: disease resistance protein RPV1-like
Exons: 5
Coding region: 1-3411 (1136 amino acids)
Biological process (GO): defense response
Molecular function (GO): ADP binding
Source: RefSeq, a predicted model, not a curated record